Messenger RNA from Dermacentor silvarum, 1394 nucleotides. Its product is annotated as adenosine deaminase-like. Gene Ontology annotation, cellular component: cytosol; external side of plasma membrane. Gene Ontology annotation, biological process: hypoxanthine salvage; adenosine catabolic process; negative regulation of adenosine receptor signaling pathway. The record is from RefSeq and is a predicted model, not a curated record. Bases 125 to 1333 code for a protein of 402 amino acids. NCBI's taxonomy places the organism in Eukaryota, Metazoa, Arthropoda, Arachnida, Ixodida, Ixodidae. Gene Ontology annotation, molecular function: adenosine deaminase activity. The transcript has 9 exons.
CGGUUGCAAGAAAUGUGGAGCAAUUAGCUGAGCUCCAGUUCACUUACAUUACUGUGCACGAAAACGCAGUGUACGCAUAAUAGUUUUCUAAGCUGAACCUGGUAGUCACGGUCGCUACAAGGCAAUGAGCUUUCUCAAGCAUUUCGAUCGGUCUAUGAUACCUCGGACGAGGGUAGAACUUCAUCUUCACUUAGAUGGCUCAAUUCGACAUGAGACAAUAUGGGAACUCGGACAGAAAAAGAACAUUAACCUCGGGGUUAAAUCUCUUGCUGACCUUCGCUUGAAGCUCAUUAAAGCAGACUCGACGAACUUGAAAGAUUUCCUCGACCGCUUUUCGAUAUUUAUGCCUACAGUUGUUGGCGAUUUGGCAGCUGUAGAAAGAAUUUCAUACGAGCUGUGCGAAGACCAGGCAAGAGAGGGCGUUGCGUACUUCGAGGCUCGAUAUUCUCCUCAUUUUCUAGCUUCGAAAGAGAAGAACGUGACGCCGAAGCAAGUGGUCGAAGCGGUCAACUGCGGCUUGAGAAGAGGACAAUGCGACUUCCAGAUAAAGGCUCGAUCGAUUAUUUGCUGCGUUCUCGGCAAAGAUGAUUGGUCUAUGGAAUGUUUGAAAUUUUGCGAAGAGUACGAGAAUAAAGGCGUGGUUGGCAUCGACAUAGCGAAGGACGAAGCGAAAAUACCCGAAUUUACCAGCGGAGAAAUGAAGGUUUACCAGAGAGCAAAAGAUCUAGGCAUAGGCCGUACAGCACACGCCGGCGAAAGUGGCACUUACAAAUCCGUCAUGGACGCAAUGGUGAAACUGCACUGCGAAAGGGUGGGUCAUGGAUACCGAGUCUUCCAAGACACCAGCGGCCAAACUUUCAAGAUGGCACAAGAGAGGGACCUCCACUUCGAGACCUGCCCUUACUCUAGCGUUCUUACUGGUGGCUGCCCUCUGAGCUCACAAAAACACUCGAUUGUCAGGUUUGCAGAGGAAAACGCCAACUUUUCAAUAAGCAAGGACGACAGCACUAUCACCGGUAGUACUUUGGAUGAUGAAAAUGACUUUCUGAGAGAACUUGGCUUAACUGAAGCACACAUCAUUAGGGCGAAUAUAAAUGCGGCUAGAUCAUGUUUUCUACCGGCAGCCGAGAAGAAAGAACUGCUGCAGAACCUCAAGGAAGAAUACGGCAUCAGUCCAUUCAAAGAGGAGAACAAAAAGCGCACACGGCCAGUACAACCUGUACAGCCAGCACGGCCGUUACCCCCAAUACGGCCGAUGCCACCAAUAAACCAUGGAACCCCCCGUAAGAAGCGUGGCUUGCUGGCAAGACUACUAUGUUGUGAACGUUAUUGAAAUGUCACACUAAGGCCUGGGAUAUCAUGCAGGGAUGUCUGGUUACAAUAAACACCACACG